AUGAUUAAAAGCGCAAAAAAGGCAAUAAAGGGAAUCCUCGCUGAUGCUGAUAUAACCGAUGAAGAACUUCACACAGCAAUGUGUGGAGCGGAACAGUUAUUGAACUCUCGACCAAUAACGUACGUAAGUGCGGAUGCUGACRAUCUGACUYCGCUUACACCCAAYCAUUUCAUCGUGGGACAAAUGGGAGGAUCAUUUGCCGCAGAAUCAGMUGAUACUGAGGAGAUAUUCAACCCACGAAAGAGAUGGCAUCGUGUGCAGCAGCUAAUCGGACAAGUGUGGAAACGCUGGAGGAGARAGUUUCUACCCAGUCUUAAUAUACGGAAAAAAUGGUUUCACCCACAGAGAAAUCUAAGCAAAGGUGAUGUAGUACUUAUCGUGGAGCCUAAUGCUAGUCGCAACGAUUGGCCACUUGGCCGUAUUCUAGAGGUCUUCCCUGGAGCUGAUGGCCUAGUAAGAGUGGCAAGACUGCGAGCACGAGGAAAGGAGUACCUACGCCCAGUACAUCGAUUGUGUCCAUUGGAGUACGUUUAA
Exaiptasia diaphana is the source of this 534-nucleotide messenger RNA. RefSeq lists its product as uncharacterized. The record is from RefSeq and is a predicted model, not a curated record. Bases 1 to 534 code for a protein of 177 amino acids. The transcript has a single exon. Lineage: Eukaryota; Metazoa; Cnidaria; Anthozoa; Actiniaria; Aiptasiidae.